Messenger RNA from Chenopodium quinoa (quinoa), 1638 nucleotides. RefSeq names its product benzyl alcohol O-benzoyltransferase-like. The record is from RefSeq and is a predicted model, not a curated record. The coding region runs from base 110 to 1441 and encodes 443 amino acids. The transcript is spliced from 2 exons. NCBI's taxonomy places the organism in Eukaryota, Viridiplantae, Streptophyta, Magnoliopsida, Caryophyllales, Amaranthaceae.
AGUAUUUCUCAAGCAACAUAAAAAGUUCAUAGCCCUUGUUCAACUAUACACACCAAGAUAUAUAUAUAACCUUUUUAUAAUCAAACUCUAGGUUAAUUUAUUUACCAAUAUGUCUCUUAUGACACAAGAAACGACUCCCCUAGUGUUGAACGUAACACGAGGGGAGCCUGAGCUGGUGUGUCCGGCUAAGGAUACACCACGAGAACAAAAAUUGGUUUCGGAUAUUGAUGACCAAGAGGGUCUCCGGUUCCAAAUGCCGGCUAUUAUGUUUUACCGAGCUGACCCUUCCAUGCAGGGUAAGGACCCCGUGAAAGUGGUCAAGGAUGCUCUUGCUAAGGCUCUUGUGUUUUUCUACCCUUAUGCUGGUCGACUGGUAGAAGGAUCAAAGAGGAAGCUUAUUGUCGAUUGCACCGGUGAAGGUGUACCCUUCAUCGAGGCUGAGGCCGAUGCUACACUCGAGGAUUUCGGUGAAAUUCAUCCUCCAUUUCCUUUGGAAGAGUUGCUAUAUGAAAUUCCCAACACUGAUGCUAUGGUUGGCACUCCCUUGCUCAUAGUUCAGGUAACCCGUCUCAAAUGUGGUGGAUUCAUAGUAGCCCUUCGAUGCAACCAUGUCAUAAGCGAUGGCACGGGCGUAAUGCAACUAAUGAACGCGGUAGGUGAGAUGGGGCGGGGCUUUGCCGUCCCAUCCAUCCUCCCGGUAUGGGAUCGUGAACGCUUACUCGCUAGAGACACCCCAAAAGUCACCUUCCCCCACCCCGAGUACGACCAACAUGAAGAAGUCGAUCACCACUCGAAUGGUGAAGCCGACUUAGUCCAAAAAUCCUUCCUCUUUGGACCAACCGAGCUUGCUGCCCUACGUCACCAUGUCCCUUCACACACCAAACAAUUCUCCACCUUUGACAUCCUCAGCGCUUCCCUAUGGCGUUGUCGUACCAUAGCACUCGGGUUUGACCCCGAGCAGGAAAUUCGUCUUCUCUUUGCUGUGAACGCAAGGGGUAAGUUUAACCCGCCCUUAGAGAAGGGGUACUAUGGGAAUGCUUGCGCAUUCCCGGCCGUUUGCGCUAAGGCGGGUGAUAUAUGCAAAAGUGACGUAGGAUAUAUUUUAGAAAAAAUAAGGAGCGUUAAAAGUGAUGUGAACGAGGAAUAUAUGAGGUCUAAUAUGGACCUUAUGGUAACAAAAGAUAGGCCACAUUUUACCGUGCAUCAAACCUACGUGGUGUCCGACCUUAGGCAUUUAGGGUUCGCGGAUGCUGAUUUCGGGUGGGGAAAGCCUGUAUUCGGAGGGCCGGCGAGUAAUGGGUCGAUACCGGAUGCUAGCUUCUUUAUUUCCUUUAAGAACAAGAAAGGAGAGACUAUGGUCAUGGUGCCUGUUUCCUUGGCUCCCCCUAAAAUGGAUGUUUUUAUUAACGAAUUGAGAGGGAUGCUUCAAGCACAACUUUAAAUUUUCGGAUUAUUAUGUAUUUUUUUAAUGUUGUUAAUUACAUGGUUUCUUAAUCUCAUUACGUGUUAGUAUUACCUUUUCUAUAAAUGUUAGCCCGUUUUGAGCUGUAAUGCGUAUUAUAUUGCCUUUGACAUUGUAUAUGAUCUAGUUGUAACUCAUUUGCAAGCAAUAUUAUUAAAUUGUUCAAAUUAUCUUUA